This is a messenger RNA of Ochotona curzoniae (black-lipped pika), 2657 nucleotides long. RefSeq names its product ATPase 13A4 (gene ATP13A4). The record is from RefSeq and is a predicted model, not a curated record. NCBI's taxonomy places the organism in Eukaryota, Metazoa, Chordata, Mammalia, Lagomorpha, Ochotonidae. The transcript has 21 exons. Gene Ontology annotation, biological process: intracellular calcium ion homeostasis; polyamine transmembrane transport. Gene Ontology annotation, molecular function: P-type transmembrane transporter activity; ATP binding; ATP hydrolysis activity. Bases 109 to 2634 code for a protein of 841 amino acids. Gene Ontology annotation, cellular component: late endosome membrane.
CUUCCAGUGAGCUGGGGAGCGGCGCUGGUGGCUCUGCGGGCAGCGAGCUCGUCCUGGAAGUGUGUGCUCAGGACGUGUGUCAGGGAGCAGGAGUGCAGGAACUCUUUCAUGGGGGACCACUUUGAGAAGGGCCAGCACGCUUUGCUCAAUGAAGGAGAAGAGAAUGAGAUGGAAGUAUUUGGCUACCGGACUCAUGGAUGCCGACAAGCCCUCUGUUUGGUUGGAUCCAUCUUGUCAUUUGGAAUUCUCCCCUUGGUGUUUUACUGGAGACCGGCUUGGCAUGUAUGGUCCAAUUGUGUCCCAUGUUCCUUGCAAGAAGCAGAUGUUGUGUUGCUGCGGACAACAGAUGAAUUCCAGACUUACUCUCGGAAAAAGGUAACAUGGAUCUACUUGUCAGCAUUGAGCAGUGCCUUUGGUCUCACUCCUGACCACCCUCUCAUUACUGAGGAGGAAUACAUCAUCAACAGAGCCAUCAGAAAGCCAGACCUAAAGGUAAGAUGCAUAAAAGUGCAGAAAAUAAGAUAUGUUUGGAACAACUUGGAAGAACAGUUCCAGAAAAUUGGUUCUUUGGAAGAUUGGCUCAGUUCUGCCAAGAUACACCUAAGGUUUGGAUCAGGUCUAACAAGAGAAGAACAAGAAAUUAGGAGGUUAAUAUGUGGACCCAACACUAUUGAUGUUGAAAUAACACCAAUUUGGAAACUUCUCAUCAAAGAGGUUCUAAAUCCAUUUUACAUAUUUCAACUCUUCAGUGUCUGUCUAUGGUUUAGUGAAGAUUAUAAGGAAUAUGCUUUUGCCAUCAUAAUCAUGUCCAUCAUUUCCAUAGCUUUGACAGUAUAUGAUCUCAGAGAGCAAUCUGUAAAACUCCAUCGUCUAGUUGAGUCACACAAUAGCAUUACAGUCUCUGUUUUGGGAAGAAAAGAUGGAGUCCAGGAGUUGGAAUCACGCUUCCUGGUGCCUGGAGAUGUACUGAUUUUGACAGGGAACAAAGUGCAGAUGCCAUGUGAUGCCCUGCUGAUUGACGGCAGUUGUGUGGUGGAUGAAGGGAUGCUGACAGGAGAAAGUAUUCCAGUCACCAAAACUCCAUUGCCCAAGAUGGAUAGCUCUGCACCCUGGAAAACACAGAGUGAAGCAGACUACAAGCGGCAUGUCCUCUUCUGUGGGACAGAGGUCAUCCAGGUCAAGGCCACCUGUUCCGGGAAUGUGAGAGCAGUGGUGCUACAAACCGGAUUCAACACUGCCAAGGGGGAUCUCGUGAGAUCAAUUCUCUACCCAAAGCCAAUGAAUUUUAAGCUGUACAGGGAUGCCAUUAGGUUCCUCCUGUGCCUCAUAGGGACGGCCACCAUUGGCAUGAUCUACACGCUCUGUGUUUUUGUGCUCAGUGGGGAACCUCCUGAAGAGGUGGUGAAGAAAGCCCUCGAUGUUAUCACAAUCGCAGUUCCCCCAGCUCUCCCUGCUGCUCUGACCACAGGCAUCAUCUAUGCCCAGAGGAGGCUGAGGAAGAGAGGCAUCUUCUGCAUUAGCCCGCAGAGGAUCAAUGUAUGUGGACAGUUAAACCUUGUCUGCUUUGACAAGACAGGUACCUUAACAAGGGAUGGCUUGGAUCUCUGGGGAGUCGUGCCCUGUGAUAGGAAUGGCUUCCAGGAAGUCCACAGCUUUGUCUCAGGCAGGGCUUUGCCAUGGGGCCCGCUGUGUGCCGCCAUGGCCAGCUGCCACUCUCUGAUCCUCCUUGAUGGGACCAUCCAGGGAGACCCCCUGGACCUCAAGAUGUUUGAAGCCACUGCCUGGGAAAUGGCAGUUUCUGGAGAUGAUUUCCAUAUCAAGGGAGUGCCAGCGCAUGCCAUGGUGGUUAAGCCUUGCAAAACAGACAGCCAGGUCCCAGUUGAAGGAAUUGCCAUCCUGCAUCAAUUCCCAUUCUCAUCAGCGCUGCAGAGGAUGACCGUCAUUGUCCAAGAAGUGGGAGGUGACCGGCUGGCAUUCAUGAAAGGAGCACCAGAAAGGGUAGCCAGCUUCUGCUACCCUGAGACAGUACCGGCUAGUUUUGUCAGUGAACUUCAGAUUUACACGACACAGGGCUUCCGAGUCAUAGCACUGGCCUACAAGAAGCUAGAAACCGACCAUCACACAACUGCCUUAACAAGGGAAAAGGUAGAAUCAGACCUGAUAUUCCUGGGAUUGCUGAUCUUGGAGAAUCGAUUGAAGGAAGAGACAAAACCUGUCUUAGAAGAGCUCAUCUCAGCCCGGAUAAGGACUGUAAUGAUCACAGGUGAUAAUCUGCAGACUGCAAUAACAGUGGCCAGAAAGUCUGGGAUGGUUUCUGAAAAUCAGAAGGUCAUUCUCAUUGAGGCAAAUGAAUCUACUGGAUCCUCUUCAGCAUCUAUAUCAUGGAAAUUAGUGGAAGAGAAGAAGCACAUCGCAUAUGGGAAUCAGAACAAUUACAUUGACAUCAGAGAAGAAGUCUCUGAAAAUGGUAAGGAAGGAAGUUACCAUUUUGCUUUAAGUGGAAAAUCCUUCCAUGUUAUAAGUCAACAUUUCAGCAGCCUUCUUCCAAAGAUACUGAUCAAUGGGACCAUCUUUGCAAGAAUGUCUCCUGGGCAGAAAUCCAGUCUGGUAGAAGAGUUCCAGAAGCUGGAGUAGGUUCUUUGUUAAUUUAGGUGGCA